Molecule: messenger RNA, 726 nt
Organism: Bacillus rossius redtenbacheri
Lineage: Eukaryota; Metazoa; Arthropoda; Insecta; Phasmatodea; Bacillidae
Exons: 2
Coding region: 1-726 (241 amino acids)
Molecular function (GO): N-acetyltransferase activity
Source: RefSeq, a predicted model, not a curated record
AUGCCCGGCUGGAAGAGACCCGACUCAGUGCCACACCCCAAGGUGUGGCGGCGAGCGGUCGGCAGGAAGCCGGUGGAUGGCAAGGUGCCGUCCUUCGUCAUCCAGGACAUUCCCAAGGACCGCGAAGAGGACCUACUUGACUUCAUGCAGCAACACUACAUGAAAAACGAACCAAUCAGUAAAUGCCUGAAUGUGGGCGAAGACCCGGUGAACAUGCAGGGGUUGCGUGAUUACUGGGGGAAAUUGCUGGCCCAGAGGAUAGCUGUCGUCGCCUUCCUCGAAGACGAUGGCCGUCUACCCAGGAUCGUGGGUGCCAAUAUAAUCGGCAUUCACACCAAGGCUGAGGAGGAUGUCAAGCUGGAGUACGAAAACGAUGUCGCCCAAAAGAUCUUGACGUUUAUAGACUACUUGGAAUCCUUGGCAGACCCUUUCGAGAAGUACGGAGUGGAGGAGUACAUCACAGCAGUGGGGCUGUCGGUGGCCAAGGAGUUCCAAGGCCAAGGGCUGGGCAAGGAGCUUCUGAAGGCCAGGUUCGACGUGGGCCGGGCCGUGGGGGUGAAGCUGACGGUGACUGCAUUCACUGCCAUAGAGUCGCAGGUGCUGGCCACCAGGGACGGCUUCGAGGAGUUGGCGCGCAUCGACUACAAGGACUACAAGGUGGAUGGCAAAGAGGUGUUCCCGGGAAUAACCAGCAAGUGUGCCAUACUAAUGGCUAAGAGGAUAUAA